AUGCUUUUCCUCCCAGCUGCUGCUCUGUGCUGUCUGUGUUCAGUGCUGGUUGCCAUGGCAGCACAGCUGAUUCAGGAUGAUCUAACAUUGACCAGGAGAGCUGGUGAAAAAGUUUCAUUCAGCUGUCAAGGAACUGACCAAUGUGACAGUAGUUAUGUAGUCUGGUACCAGAAGAAAGACGCAGAAACAUUCAAAAGGAUUCUUCGUAUUACCAGGAAUAAUUGUGAAUUAAAUAAAGGUUACAAUCACCCUCAGGAAGAUGAUUUCUUAGCUGUAAUGAAACAGAACGGCUGUGAGUUGCAGAUCCAGAGAGUUAAACUCUCACAUUCAGCCACCUACUACUGUAGCUGUGUGAUAGAUGACUACCUCAUCUUUGGCCGUGGCACUAAACUGUUUGUAGUUGAGCAGGUAGAGAAGCCCAUGGUGAGCGAGUACCCAGCAGCAUCCAGAGUCCACCUGGAGGGGAGGAGCUCCCUGCUGUGUCUGGCCUCAGCCAUGUCUCCUCCUCUGGUCAAGUUCUCCUGGGAAAGACAGAAGAAGAACAGUCAGCUGGAGGAGCUGACCCCUGCUGAGUUUGAGCAGCGGGAGCUCAGAGAGUCGGGACGCAGCGCCUCCAUCCUGCUGCUCCAUCAGGAAGAGGACAGCACAUAUAUAUACCGCUGCUACAUCAAGCACGAGGGGGGCACAGUGGAGGCCCAAACAGAACAAGAGGUUUCAACUUUUAUUCCAACAAGACCAACUCCAACAUCUUCACCAGCUCCACCAACUCCAACAUCUCCACCAGCUCCUGUCCCGUCUCAGUCCCAGGUGCUGCUGUUCUGUGUGCUGUACACAGUGCUGAUAGUGAAGAGUCUGGUGUACUGCUGUGGACUCUCUCUGCUGAUGAUCCUCAGAAACAAGGGACCGUCCACCAACUGCACACAUGCUGACUGACUAACUUCUUCACAAAUGUCACUUAUGACGUGUUGACGGUCCAGCUUUAACUUCUCACUGACUAACUGUUAAAUCCUGAAGAUAAAGUCGACAGCUGAUCCUGAG
Messenger RNA from Scomber japonicus (chub mackerel), 1038 nucleotides. Its product is annotated as immunoglobulin kappa light chain-like. Bases 1 to 933 code for a protein of 310 amino acids. NCBI's taxonomy places the organism in Eukaryota, Metazoa, Chordata, Actinopteri, Scombriformes, Scombridae. The record is from RefSeq and is a predicted model, not a curated record. The transcript has 6 exons.